Cololabis saira (Pacific saury) is the source of this 2469-nucleotide messenger RNA. It is a transcript of the gene impdh2, whose product is annotated as IMP (inosine 5'-monophosphate) dehydrogenase 2. The transcript is spliced from 14 exons. The coding region runs from base 605 to 2149 and encodes 514 amino acids. Gene Ontology annotation, cellular component: cytoplasm. The record is from RefSeq and is a predicted model, not a curated record. Lineage: Eukaryota; Metazoa; Chordata; Actinopteri; Beloniformes; Belonidae. Gene Ontology annotation, molecular function: IMP dehydrogenase activity. Gene Ontology annotation, biological process: GTP biosynthetic process.
CGGCAGAACACCGGUGUUCUGUCGAGAAAUGCUACUUUGUGGUUCUGCGCAUGCGCAUAGUCGAUUGUUGAGUAUUUUGAUCCUUCAAAAUAGACUACCCAUGACAUGAAUUGCAUUACACUUUGUGAACAUUAUACGAUAAAAGAGAAAAAACAGUAAAAUUGUAGCUCUGGAAAGGUAGAAAACCAUUAGGUAACAUUUUUUUGGCAAAGCAGUAGAAGUUGUCAGAACACCGGAUGUGACGACACUGGCGGGGACGUCGCGGGCAGCGUUGAGCACACGUGUUUCGGGGAGCCGCAGGACGAACAUGAGCAGCGGGUUUGUGCUAACAGAAAGGCCCGAAAAGGACACUAAAUACCACCUACACCGCCUCCGCUCAGCUUGUAAACACUAAAAACCACCAGGACAAACAGAGAUCACCACUGCAGCCUGAAGACUUGCCAGACAGGAAGACGGUCGGGCCGUUAUCUCAGCCACAAACAGGAAAGUUCCCGCGUCGCUGCGUGUUUUUGCGGCUUUGGUUUUUUAGUUUGUUUUUGCGGUCUCUCAAGACCUUAACGAGCUGUUAAGGUGAUUCCCUGAGAAAGUGGACUGCUGUAGCGGCAUGGCGGACUACCUGAUCUGCGGGCAGAACGGCUACGUCCCGGAGGACGGGCUGUCGGGGCAGCAGCUGUUCAACUGCGGGGACGGACUCACGUACAAUGACUUCCUGAUCCUGCCAGGCUACAUUGACUUUAGUGCUGACCAAGUGGACCUGACAUCAGCACUCACUAAACAGAUCACCAUGAAGACCCCCCUGGUGUCUUCUCCCAUGGACACGGUAUCAGAGGCCAACAUGGCCAUCGCCAUGGCAUUAACAGGAGGCAUUGGCUUCAUUCACCACAACUGCACCCCGGAGUUCCAGGCUAACGAAGUUCGCAAAGUCAAGCGAUACGAGCAAGGCUUCAUUACAGACCCUGUGGUGAUGAGCCCCAAUGAGCGAGUGCGGGACGUCUUCCAGGCCAAAGCGCGCCACGGCUUCUGCGGCAUCCCCAUCACGGACAACGGCAAAAUGGGCGGCAAGCUUGUGGGCAUCAUUUCUUCCAGAGACAUUGAUUUCCUGAAGGAGGAAGACAACCUCCUCCCACUUAGCCAGGUGAUGACAAAGCUAGAGGAUCUGGUUGUUGCUCCUGCUGGAGUCACGCUGAAAGAAGCAAACGAAAUCCUACAGAGGAGUAAGAAAGGUAAGCUGCCCAUAGUGAAUGAGGAGGGCUCUCUGGUGUCCAUCAUCGCCCGCACAGACCUGAAGAAGAACAGAGACUUUCCUCUGGCCUCCAAAGACUCUCGGAAACAGCUGCUGUGCGGCGCCGCCAUCGGGACCCACAGCGACGACAAGUACAGGCUGGACCUGCUGGUGCAGAGCGGAGUGGACGUGGUUGUAUUGGACUCUUCUCAAGGCAACUCGAUCUACCAGAUCAACAUGAUCAAAUACAUCAAGGACAAGUUCCCCCACCUGGAGGUGAUCGGCGGCAACGUGGUGACGGCAGCUCAGGCGAAGAACCUGAUCGACGCCGGCGUGGACGGACUGAGGGUGGGGAUGGGCAGCGGCUCCAUCUGCAUCACACAGGAAGUGCUGGCGUGUGGCAGACCCCAGGCUACAGCCGUCUAUAAGGUGUCGGAGUACGCCCGGCGCUUCGGUGUCCCGGUCAUCGCCGACGGCGGCAUCCAGACGGUCGGACACAUCGCCAAGGCCCUCGCGCUGGGAGCAUCAACAGUCAUGAUGGGCUCCCUGCUGGCCGCCACUAGCGAAGCUCCUGGGGAAUAUUUCUUCUCCGACGGCAUCAGGCUGAAGAAAUACCGCGGCAUGGGCUCCCUGGACGCCAUGGACAAAAACCUGGGCUCUCAGACCCGAUACUUCAGCGAGUGUGACAAGAUUAAAGUGGCCCAGGGCGUCUCUGGAGCGAUCCAGGAUAAAGGAUCCAUUCACAAGUUUGUCCCGUACCUGUUGGCAGGCAUUCAACACUCGUGUCAAGACAUCGGAGCCAAAAGCCUCACCCAGCUCAGAGCCAUGAUGUACUCUGGAGACCUGAAGUUUGAAAAGAGAACGUCGUCGGCUCAGAUAGAGGGAGGAGUCCACAGUCUGCACAGUUAUGAGAAACGUCUCUUUUGAGAAGAAGCGCAUCUUCAGAUGGAAACCUUCCUUCCAACAGAUAUUAUGCAAAAACAAACUACUUGGGAGACCCAUUCUACAGUAACUUAUAAUAAGACUAAAUAUGAACCACUCACCCCUCUUCCAAACAUCCAUCAGUCUUCCAGCCAGUGUCAUCUAUGCAUCAUCUGAAGGGAAAAUAAGCAUUUAUCAGUGCAAAUGUGAUGGCGUUGAAUCCGAAAUCCAGUGUCUUUCAUGUUUUGUUACUAUGUCACUAGUGCCGUACUGUCCAUUUUUAAGCAAAAAGUGUCAAACAAUAAAGCUUCUGUGUUUUUCCACAA